AUGACACAAGCACCGCCACGCUGUCUUCGCAGUCAAGUUCACUCGAAACUAGCUGGCGUCGGCAACAUCCGUCGUUGCCUGCAUAUGUCUGUACCCAUCGAGUUGACUCGCGUUUCCCACCCGUCCUCUCGCUUCUUGGUAGAAGAACACGCACGACCACACUCUCCUCCGGGGCGCUCAGACCGCUUCUCGUUAGGCCCUACUCACGACGAAGUCUCACUCGAUGAAAUCAGGCCGGAAUGGCGGCGCAACUUGUUUGCCCUGGUCGAACAGCCCAAAUCCUCGGACUCUGCAUUCUUGGUGCAUGCCCUGAUGACUAUUCUAAUCUUGGUCUCCGCUGUCAUCACCAUACUCGAAACCGUUCCGGCAUUCCACUCCAUUAAAACCAGCGUCUGGUUCGGCCUGGAAACAAGUUUGGUGGCACUCUUUACAAUAGAGUACAUCACCCGUUGCAUUGCCUGGAGCAGCACUUGGAUGGACCUGCUUCGAUGGAUAGUUUCCUUUUUUGGAAUCAUAGACCUGUUAUCUGUGGCUCCUUAUUAUCUCGAGCUCAUCUUGCUACACGAUACAUCUGUAUAUUUCAGAUUCUCGAUCCUGCGGAUGUUUAGGCUCUUGAGGGUUUUUAGGCCCUACCGUUCGAAUCACACUGUUCUACUAACGAUAGAGGUGAUAUACAUUGCCGUGCGACAAUCUCAGCACGCGCUUUUCGCUGUCGGGUUCUUUGUUGUCAUGGCCCUAACCGUGUUCAGUACACUUUUAUAUUUCGCCGAGCGCGGUACCUGGGACGAUAUUCUUGGAACGUUUAUAAAUACAGACGGCGACCCAUCACAAUUUGCAGUGCUCAAUCCCGGCGGCUGCCUGGUAUGUUCGCAUACUAUUUCUCAUUCCAAUUACCUAGAAAUCUCUCGCAGGUUUGUUCUAGUCACCAUAACAACUGUGGGCUACGGAGAAAUCACCCCGCGUUCAUUUCUCGGCCGUCUGAUCACAAUUCCUCUGCUCAUCUUCGGACUGCUGCUCAUCGCCCUACCAAGUUUUGUGCUGGGGAGAGAGUUCAGCAUGGUUUGGGAGCGCAUGGCUCGUGAAUCUCCAGGAUCCCAGCCCGAGUCGCCGCUCAUCUCGUCCCGUCGUCUGAGCCCAUCAGAUGACUUGUCGAAUCGGAAACUGGCGCACAACCAAUUGGAACUAAGCCAGCAGAUAACUGAAUUGAAAUCCAUGGUCGAAGCCCAGGGAAGGUUACUCAAUCGACUGUCUUCCGCAUUAGAGGGUAAAGGCAAGGAAAGAGCACAACCGUAA
Molecule: messenger RNA, 1293 nt
Organism: Mycena citricolor
Lineage: Eukaryota; Fungi; Basidiomycota; Agaricomycetes; Agaricales; Mycenaceae
Source: the annotation of a GenBank genome assembly